Micropterus salmoides (largemouth bass) is the source of this 1830-nucleotide messenger RNA. RefSeq names its product aldehyde dehydrogenase 3 family, member B2 (gene aldh3b4). Lineage: Eukaryota; Metazoa; Chordata; Actinopteri; Centrarchiformes; Centrarchidae. Gene Ontology annotation, biological process: aldehyde metabolic process. Gene Ontology annotation, cellular component: cytoplasm. The transcript is spliced from 11 exons. Gene Ontology annotation, molecular function: aldehyde dehydrogenase (NAD+) activity. The coding region runs from base 88 to 1593 and encodes 501 amino acids. The record is from RefSeq and is a predicted model, not a curated record.
CAACAGGAGCUUGUGGGGUGAACAGCGCGGUUGUAGUAAUCUGAGCUGCCUACCUGCCUCCACGUGACCCUGCCCUGCACAACAGCCAUGUGCAGUCCACCGAGCCCUUCUCCAGCGCGAUGGUUCAAAGCGCUGCGAAGGACUAGGCUGGGGGAGCCAUGUCUGAAGACUUACCCUCUGGAGUGUGUGAAUCUGCUGAAGAGGGCUAGAAUUGCCUUUCAAGCUGGACGCACCCUCACGGAAGGCUUCAGACUGGCGCAGCUGGAGGCUGUGGUGCGGAUGCUGGAAGAACAUGAGUGUGACUUUGUGGAUGCUCUAGGAAGGGACCUUCAUAAGCCACGGUUUGAGACAGUUGUGUCAGAACUGAUUCCUGUCAAGAAUGAGGCAUUUCAUGCCAUCGGCAAUCUUAAGAAGUGGAUGCAGCCGCAGCAUGUGGAAGGAAAUAUGUCCACCACGUUGGACGAGUGUCUGGUGGUCAGUGAGCCGCUGGGGGUGGUGUUUAUCAUUGGAGCCUGGUGUAGUCCUGUCCAGAUGUGUCUGGUGCCGCUGGUAGGGGCCAUCGCUGCAGGAAACUGUGCAAUCAUCAGCCCCUCUGAGUGCACCGCUCACACAGCAGAGCUCCUUCAUCGCCUCAUCCCCUUCUACUUGGAAAAUGAAUGCUUCCAUGUGAUUAUUGCAGGCAUGAGUGACUUGCCUGAAGUUUUGGAACUAAAAUACGACCAUGUCUUCUUUACAGGAAACAGAGAGGAGGGAAGCAGAAUUGCUCAGGCAGCAGCUCGCACACUCACACCUGUCACCCUGGUUUUGGGUGGCAAGAACCCAUGCUAUGUGGACCAACACUGUGAGAUUGCCACCACCGCACAGCGCAUCGCCUGGGCACGUUUUCACAAUGCUGGGCAGAACUUGGUGGCUCCUGACUACAUCCUGUGCCACACGAACGUCAAAGCACAGCUGGUGCAGGCCCUGAAGGGCUGUCUGAUGCAGUUCUACGGUUCUGAUCCCAGAGAGUCCCGCAGUUAUGGCCGCAUGGUCAAUCUAGAGAUCUUCAACCGUACGAGAGACAUGCUGUGGAGAUCUGGCAAGGUGGCCGUGGGUGGGCAAGUGAUAGAAGCAGAGAAAUAUAUUGCCCCAACGAUUUUGACAGAGGUAACAGGACCAGAUUCUGUCAUGCAACAAGAUGUUUUUGGCCCAGUUCUUCCUGUUCUGACUGUAAUGUGUAUGGACGAGGCAAUUGCUUUCAUUAAUAAGCAAGAGAAACCGCUCUGCGUGUAUGCAUAUUCCAGCAACAGCAAGGUCAUCUCAAGGCUGAUGAGUGAGACCUCUAGUGGAAGCUUUUGCUCCAAUGACAGCAUCCUGCAGAGUCUUAUGGUGACUCUGCCAUUUGGUGGAGUUGGUGCGAGUGGAAUGGGUUCCUACCAUGGCCGCUACAGCUUUGACACCUUCUCUCACAGGAAAUCAUGCCUGCUAAGAGGCACACGGUUUGAGUGUGUAACCUAUCUGCGUUAUCCGCCCUAUGAGGACCGCAAUCUGUCUCUAAUGACAUGGGCCAGCACCCUGUCCCAGAAGAGCCAAGGCUGGUGCCAGAUCCUGUGACUGCGUGGUAGAGUGAGCCACGUUGGAAGAAAGCCGAGUGCCCCUUAGGUCCUGAACAGUCCUAACAUGCAAAUGUAUUGUUAGUGUUUUGACAUUUAAACAAAAUGCACUGGGGUACAGCCAUGUGUAACAGAGGAAGAGCAAUAAUCCAUACUGGUUGUUCAGUCUCUGUGUCAUGACAAUUGUUAAACCAACAAGAACUACUCUCAUUAUUAAAGUUUCUCUGCAGUACUAUAA